Lolium perenne is the source of this 2413-nucleotide messenger RNA. RefSeq lists its product as uncharacterized. Lineage: Eukaryota; Viridiplantae; Streptophyta; Magnoliopsida; Poales; Poaceae. The record is from RefSeq and is a predicted model, not a curated record.
UAUUGGUUCAUCUUGACCUUCUCCCUGAUCUCCUCAAAAUAAGCUUGACCUCCACCAGAACCAGCUGGUUGCCCUUGAAAGUGAUCACUUGACAAGCGCGUCAGCGCCCACAGACCACCCAUUUGGGAAGUUGGACCUUGAAAGCCGCAAACACUUGUCAUCACUUGCUAACAGCUAUCACAAGCCAUGGCCAUGGCAAUGACAGCUCUAUAUAAACCUAGUUACCUACAUGCACUUGUGACAGUUUGCAACGAUCGUCGUUGUUAGAGACGAGAGCUGCGGUCACAUUGCUGCUCCCCAUCGGCCACCGCAACCAACCAAGCCGAGCGCGCAUAUCUGAUUCUCCGUCGUCGUCUUUGGUAUGUGGUGUUUGUGUUUCCACAUGCUAGAUCAUUUCACCACUCUUCCUCCAACUACAUGUUGACGCCGUCGUGUGAUUCCAUAUCACCGGUUGCAUCUUCUUGAGCGUGUACCAUGGCCAGAUGCCGUCUUCGCCAUCACCGCCUCGUCCCUCGCCGCCACCGGCGGCGUACAAGCACUUCUGCAGAGUCUGCAACAAGGGCUUCACAUGCGGCAGUGCGCUCGGUGGUCACAUGAGGGCCCACGCCGUCGGUGACGACGGGCCUAAUAGUGCCGCGGACGACGACGACGAGCCCGUGCCGCGCGCGCGCGGUGGUGGAGGGGAAGAUGGGCCAUCGACGGCGACGACGACGCACGUCUACGCGCUCCGGGCGAAUCCUAACCGCCUGACCAGGGGCUGUCAGGUGUGCAAGAACUGCGGGAAGGAGUUCUCGUCGAUGGAGCUGUUCCUAGAACACGGCAAGUGCAACUCCGGCGAAGACGAGGACACGGAGGGCUCGCCGCACUCGUCGGCACCCUCCGUGGCGGACGGCGAGGACGACGCGUCGCUGGCCACUGCGUGGUCGAAAGGGAAGCGAUCCCGUCGCGCCAAGCUGGCCGCCGAAGGAGGCGAUGAUAUGCCCGCAGACGAGGACGAGGAGGAGGACCUGGCCAAUUGCCUCGUCAUGCUCUCGUCGUGCAAGGCCGAUCAGGCAGGCGUCGCCGAGGCCGACCCGCAGCCGAGGCGCGCAUCGGCGAGCAAGGACCACGUGAGAAUGCCUCAACAGCCGCAACCCAUCUCGUUCGUCAUGCCGGCGCCGGAGCAGGCGAUGGUGAUGCCCUUGGCGUUGCCAGCGCCGCUGUACGCCUCCCCCGUGCCACGUGGCAUGUUCGAGUGCAAGGCAUGCAAGAAGGUGUUCACUUCGCACCAAGCUCUGGGCGGGCACCGUGCCAGCCACAAGAAGGUGAAGGGAUGUUUCGCCGCCAAGGCCGAGAGCAGCGUCAUCGAGCCAAUGCACCACGCGCCGGCCGCCUCCGGGCUCGAUGAUGACAAGGGCAGUGCAGCGGCUGCCGUCGAAGUCAAUGCAGGCGGCAGCGCUGACGCCAGAACGAACGUCGAUGUCACUGCUGGCGAAACACACGCCGGUACGAGCGAGGCCGCCGCCGCGCCAUCCUUGUCAAUGGCCAUCACGACCACCGACCAUGAUCCGGCACUGGCAAUUACACCGGGCAAGAAGAAGGCCAAGAUGCACGAGUGCUCCGUCUGCCACCGCCUCUUCUCUUCUGGCCAGGCGCUCGGAGGCCACAAGCGCUGCCACUGGCUCACCUCGGGCACAGGGGAACACGCCAACAUCGCACCCCUGACAGCUGAAGGCCUUGUCGCGGUUUCCGGCCACCAGCUCACUCUCCGGCCAAUGGUAGACGCGUCGGAGCCGGUGCUGGAUCUCACCAUCGCGGCUAACCCGUUGCCGGCGAUUGCUAGCGCGAGGGUCGCCGAGGUCGGAACCAGCUCGCUGCAUCUCGAUGCAUCUGCACCUUCGCUCUACCUCCAACCAGCGGCGGUACCGAGCAACCCCAGCAACCAGAACAAGAUGGCCCCGACGAGCAGCCACGGUGUUGACGAUGCUGUAGCUGCCUCGGGCGGCGCUGAGGACGAGGCGGACAGCACGACCGUCAAGAAAGCCAGGCUUAGUGAUCUCAAGGACGACAGCACAGCAGGGGAGACCACGCCGUGGCUGCAGGUCGGCAUUGGCUCCUCGUCGGCCGAUGGUGAUGGGAAGAGUGCUGCGGAAUGAGCAAGGCGAAUAGAGCUGGCAGCUAAACUCUGAUCUAGUAAGUUUUUAAAAGCUAAACACUGAAGGGACUGAACUAGUUAUUUUUUUCUUCUUUUGAUUGACUAACAGUAGCCUGUACGCAUAGAGUUGAGUUUGCAUAUAUUGUCUUGGACAAGUAUGUACUUAGUGAUUUGAUAAUGCAUCUGCACUAUCAGAAACUUUGCACUAACAAAGUAUGUAUGUAAGAUCGAAAACGAGUAUUUCGAAGAUACCACUAUAUACUAAGACUGUUCUGCUAA